Molecule: messenger RNA, 1098 nt
Organism: Penicillium brevicompactum
Lineage: Eukaryota; Fungi; Ascomycota; Eurotiomycetes; Eurotiales; Aspergillaceae
Product: putative eukaryotic translation initiation factor 3 subunit EifCh
Exons: 4
Coding region: 1-1098 (365 amino acids)
Cellular component (GO): cytoplasm; eukaryotic translation initiation factor 3 complex; cytosol
Molecular function (GO): translation initiation factor activity; metallopeptidase activity; protein binding
Source: RefSeq, a predicted model, not a curated record
AUGGCCGAAACCCCAGCUCCCCUCGCGGCCGUUCAGGUCGAGGCUUUGGUGGUGAUGAAAAUCAUCAAGCACUGCUCUCAGACCUUCCCUUCCACCGCAACCGGUGCCCUCGUCGGCAUGGAUGUCGAUGGCUCCCUCGAGAUCACCAACACUUUCCCCUUCCCCGUCGUUGAAGUCCCCGCCGAGUCGCACUUUGACAACACCACUCCCAACCACGCCGCCGCCGCUCCCCGUGCUAAGGCCAACGCUGCCUACUCCGCAGAGUACAUCCGCAUGCUGCGCGAGGUCAACACCGAUGCCAACAACGUCGGAUGGUACACCAGCGCCAACAUGGGCAACUUCGUCAACAUGAACGUGAUCGAGAACCAAUUUUACUACCAGAGCCAGUUGAACGAGCGCACAGUUGCCCUUGUUCACGACGUCAGCCGCAGCGCCCAGGGCAGCCUUAGCCUCCGCGCUUUCCGUCUGUCCACCAAGUUCAUGACUGCGUUCAAGGAGAACAAGUUCACCUCCGAGGAUCUCCAAAGCUCCGAAAUGCGCCACACCGAUAUCUUUGAGGAACUGCCCGUCAAGCUCCACAACUCGCACCUGAUCACCUCUUUCAUUCACCAGCUGCAGUGCCCGACCAACAACGCCUCCACUGAGCUUCCCUCUUCUCUCGCUGCUCUUGAGUCCAGCCCCUUCAAUAAAACCUCCACACUCACCCCCAACCUCGACAACCUGUCCCUCAGCAUCGACCCCUUCCUGGAGAAGAACUGCGAUCUCCUCCUGGACACCAUCGAGACCCACAACACCGAGGUCAACAACUACCAGUACUACCAGCGUGUCCUCGGCCGCGAGCAGCAGAAGAUCAACGCCUGGAAGCAGAAGCGCGCACAGGAGAACGCCACCCGUGCCACCCUCAACCAACCCCUUCUCCCCGAGGACGAGUGGCAGCGUCUGUUCAAGCUCCCCACCGAGCCCAGCCGUCUGGAGAGCAUGCUCAACACUCGCCAGGUGAACCAGUACGCCAGCCAGGUCGACAACUUUGUCUCAACCAGCACGGGCAAGAUGUUUGCUAUCAAGGGCAACCUGCUGCCCAACGAGACCUCGAACUAA